AGAGGGAGGGUGUGUGUGAGAAAGACAGAGAGAGAGAGAUAGAGAGACACAGAGAGAGAGAGCUUAGGGAGGAGGAAGAGAGCAAAAAGAAAGGAAGGAAAAGGAGAGAAGGGGGCUAAAGAAAGACAGGAUGGCAGAGCCAGAGCUGAAAUCACGGAGCAGCCUGGAGAGUUUGAGGAAGGCAGCCGAGGGCCAGGAGAAGAUGGAGGGUAGGUACACCGCUACAGCAUAGCACACACACACACACACACACACACACACACACACACACACACACACACACACACACACACGCUGUAGCCCAGCAUAGACACCACAUGGUGCAGGGUUGCAUCAGUCACUCAUACGCUGCUGCAUGAUCUGGUGCAGCAAUGUAUGCAUGCAUUUAUGGAUGUAUAUGUAUUUGGUCAUGCACAGCUAUCAGGCUAUUACUCAGUGAGGUGGUAUGGGGGUUAGCUAGGGUUUUCUAAUGUAAUGUGAUUUCUUGCAGGGCUACUGAAAGGUUGCGAGUGGGGAUAUGUUUUGACUUGUGUGGUUAGGAGAUGUAUCUGUGUCUGAAGGGCCUAUUACAGCCUAUUACAGCAAUGUAAACACAAGAACACGCUUAUAUACCCCCACCCCAACCAUGCUGCUUGCAUCCUCCUACUUUCCCUUUAUGGCAUAGCUUAUAAAAUUCUUCCUCAUAUGUCUAUUUACAAUACAGGGGUAUGUAAAGUCCAUGUGCUACUCAACUCCUGAACUAUCAUUGAGAGGAGAGUGCCAACAAUCCCUUCUCAUGAACUCUCCCCUGUCCCCCCUUCUUCCCCAACCUGUCCCCCCUCCUGCCCCACCCUGUUCCCCCUCCUGCAGCUGAGGCGGUUCCGGACAACCCAGACAAGCCUCCUUCGCCGGACAAGCCUCCAUCCCAAUCCACCAUUACCGACUCCAACGCCGUGGCAGCCACCACCCCUACUGCCGAUUCCUCCUCCCCAGCUAAGGCAGCAGGCGGCAAGAUCGAGCUGAAGCGCAGCAUCACGCUCUUCAACGGCGUGGGCAUGAUCAUCGGCACCAUCAUCGGCUCGGGCAUCUUCAUUACGCCCACAGGGGUGGUAAAGGAGGCUGGCUCGGCCGGCCUGUCGCUGGUGGUAUGGGCUGUGUGUGGUGUGGUGUCCACCAUGGGCGCCCUGUGCUACGCCGAGCUGGGCACCACCAUCACCAAGUCGGGUGGAGACUACACCUACAUCCUGGAGGUACGUGUGUGUGGGGGUGGGGGUUGUGUGUGUGUGUGUGUGUGUGCAUGUUUGUGUGUGUGUGCUUGUCUGUGAUGUGUGCUACUGUAUCUGGAGCGGUUAAGAAAUGAGCUGAAGCCAAAUCUCUGUUGUUCGCAAAUGGAUUAAUAAAGUUGUACUGUAUUGUAUUGUAGGUGUACGGCGAGCUGGCCGCCUUCCUCAAGCUGUGGGUGGAGAUGCUGAUCAUCAGGCCGUCCUCCCAGUACGUGGUGUCGCUGGUGUUCGCCACCUACCUGCUCAAGCCCCUCUACCCAAACUGCAGUGUGCCCGACAGUGCCGCCAAGCUCAUCGCUUGCCUCUGCCUCAGUGAGUAUAACCAGCACCACCACCCGAAUCGGGUGGCCUGUACAUUGCAGAGAUAAUACUUUUUUACAUAUAGUGAACUAUAUACAAAUACUGACGCAAACUGUAACACACGUUGACCAAACAGGUCUUUCUCAGCCAGCUGCUGAAGUAAAUAUUCAUUACAGCUACAUCUUCAUUUCAGGAUUAUUGCUGCAAUACACAGCCCUCCUUUUCGUCUUAUUUUGGAAUCUCCCUGCCGUUAAGGGACCUUUUUCCCCCACUGAUCUUCUCUCACUUUUAUAUUUUUCUAAAAUAACAAAUAACAAAUGACAUCAAUAAAAUAAAAUAAAUAAAAACAUAUACAAUUAUGUUCUCCUUUGCACUUCCCUCUCUCAGCAUCAUUGACCUUUGUGAACUGCAUCAGCGUGCGGGCUGCCACCAAGGUCCAGGACUUGUUCACUGCGUCAAAGCUCCUGGCCCUGAUCAUAAUAAUCGUUUUCGGUUUCAUUCAGAUCGGUACAGGUAAGGAAAACACCCAGUUCAUGCAUAUACUGGUGUCUGUGUGGGUACAUCUGACACGCGUUUGACACACUCUCCUCCUGUCUAUAGGUUAGUGCUCGUUAAAGGUAUUUUGCCACGGCUUAGCUAGUUAUGUGUAUUAUUCUGGGUUUUCACCAACAAUGUCUUUAUAAAUUACCAAAUUGAAGCUGAAAAAGAUUUUGAUAUUAGUAUUUUAUUAUGUUCAUAGGCCUAUCUGUUAUAAAGGUACACUAUCUGCACCCACCUCAUGAAUUCAUAGAAAAAUAGCUUUGUAUGUAAAGACAACCCACCCAUCCGAGAGAUAUAAUGUGCAGCCAUCUUUUUCUUCGCACUACAUCUGGUCGUGCUGCAUGCAGGGUUGCCAUGGAAACUAGUUGGCGAGCUUGUCGUGCUGAAGUCUAGAGAGGAAGACAGGGGGAAAUAGGAAAGCACUGCCUUCUGAAACUAAGAGGGGUCUGUUUUUUCAGGUUCCUCUCUCUAGCAUCUUCUACCUCUUAUGUAGUUUCUAAAGUUGAAGAGAAAGACAGAGGGAAAAUAUCAUUCAUGAUUCUUUUUUAAACUUGGGAGUAGGAGAGACAUGACCAGAAUGUGUCAAGUAGAUUAUCUUGUUAAAAAUGGAAAUCUUGAUUAGAUUUCCAUUUUGCAGUGUUGUAACACACUUUUCAUCUUAUUGUAACAGUGCUUUUGAUGUAGGAUGACCAAGAAUAUCCACAACUCAUAAGAGUCUCAUUGUUUGCCACUAGAGAUUAUGUUAAUUUAUUCCAACAUGGACAACAAGGACCAAACGCUUCAUUGGCCUUCCUGCUUGUUCAGAGACAAGAGAGAGUGAUUAUUGUGUGUGAGAGAGAGGGAGGGAGAGAGAGAGAGAGUGAGAGAGAGAGAGAGGAAAACAUAUGUACAGUAUACAAAGCAGCUUCUCUGAGUUGAUAUAACAGAUAGACCAUGCUAUGCUCCCAAUCUAUUCCAAGUAAUGGAUGCGUUGUCAUUUACACCUGAAAAGAAGAGGUAGACAACACAGUGGAGUAGAAAACAACCUUUUUCUUUUUCACAAAAUAAAGUAAAUCCUGACAGCAUCUUCACUUUCUGAUGAAGGCCUCUAUAGUAGGCUUAACCCUCCCGUUGUCCUAGGGUCAAAAUGACCCGCCACUGUGUUGAACCAACUUUAUUUAAAACAAUUAUUUUGGGGAUCAUUUGUGAGAAGGAGGCAGUGAGACUAAAGAAAGUAUCACUGCCUCCUUCUCACAAAUGAUCCAAAAAUAUAAAAAUUAAAUAAAGUUGGUUCAACACAGUGGCGGGUCAUUUUGACCCUAGGACAACGGGAGGGUUAACACUGGACUGGAUAUUGUGUGAAUAAUUGAGUAGAUAGACGUUUCUUAUCAUCGAAAAGGUCUCCCUCCUCAUUUUGAAAUGUCAACUCCCAAACAUUAUUAUGUUCUCAGCGCAUCAAUGGCAGACAGACUAACCCAGGGUUAGGUGUUUGGAGGGUGCAGCCUGUGUCAAAGAAAAUAUAUUUUUGUUCAUUUAUUUUUCAAAAUGUCAUGUCUAUCAGUCAAACAUAGUCACACAUACACUCUUAGAAGAAAAUGUGCAAUCUGGAACCUAAAAGGGUUCUUCUGCUGUCCCCAUAGGAGAACCAUUUGAAUAACCCUUUUUGGUUCCAUGUAGAACCCUUUUGAUUCCAGGUAGAACCCUUUUGGGUUUUGGGUUCCAUGUAGAACCCUAGUUUCCACAGAGGGUCCUACCUGGAACCCAAAAGGGACAGCCGAAGAACCCUUUUGGAACACUUUUUUCUAAGAGUGUAGCAGGCGUGCAACGGCAAAAUAUAUUGGGCCAAAUCACUGCAAUAAUUGUGAUUUAAUAUGACUUCAUAUUUAAAGUUGACAUUCUUUGUGUGCGUGUGUAUCUACCAUAUUCCACGCAGCAAACAUUCAUGUAUAUGAUAUACUGUACUGUUGAUAUUCUCAGUCCCUAUUGCCAAGCAGUGAUAUCAAUGCUGCUCUCUUGUCUGUGUCUAAACAGGUGAUGUGCCAUACCUGACACCAGAACUGGCAUUUGAAGGCAGCAAAUGGGGAGUCGACAACAUUGUGUUGGCUCUAUACAGUGGACUCUUUGCUUUUGGUGGCUGGUAAGGCCUUUGCAACACCACGUAGGGCGUGUUUACACCCGGGUUGUAUUAGGUUACAACAUAGUAACAUUUUUCAAAAUGUUAUGCAAUGGAAAUCGUAAACAAGCGCUUCUUAUUGGACAAUUUUAGAUAGUUUGCUUCUGUUUUCUUCUGUUUUGUGCCCAGUGAAUAUGACCCUGGUUUUAUCAUCUGACUUUUGUUAACCAAUAAAGAUGAUCUUAUCAUAGGAUGCUUCUUAUAUACUAUGGAUAUAAUUCCAGUUGUGUAGACUAUAGAAGGUUGAUGCUAUGCUACUAAUCUGAUCUAAUAAUCUAAUCUAAUAUUAUACUUUAUAUAAUGUUGUUAUACUGUAUAACGCAUCAUGUUCUGUUUCCUCUCCUUUAGGAAUUACCUGAAUUACGUGACAGAGGAAAUGAUCAAUCCAGAGAGGUGACUUCCCACUGGGCACAGACGUCAAUUCUCAACGUCUAUUCCACGUUCAUUUAACGUAAUUUCAUUGAAAUGACGUGGAAACAACGUUGACUCAACCAGUGUGUGCUCAGUGGGUUAUGUGUUAUCAAGGUUUUAUUGAGGAUUGUACAGAGUUACCACAACAAAAUAUGUCUAUCACUAUGUGUAUGAUUCUCCUCUAACAUUCUGAUUGUGCUUAAUUGCACUCGAUUGACUGCAUGGAGGUGUUUUUCAAUGUGAUAAUGACAGAUCGUGACAUUUCAGAUAGCAAGAAAUUCACAGUACUAGUAAUCGAAUAUACAAUAUUUAUCAAAUAUCCCACUCAUAUAAUGUAAUAAUAGAAUAAUAAGUAUUGAAUACGGUUAUGAAAUUGCAUAAAAUGAAAUACAAAUACAGUACUAGAUCAAAUCCCACAGCUGACUCUGAUAACCUCAUAUUGGAUUGGCUGACACAUUAUCUGUCAUUACUGACCUUUGACCUUUAUUCCAGAAACUUGCCACUGUCCAUCAUAAUUUCCAUGCCCAUUGUGACCGUGGUGUACGUACUGACCAACCUGGCCUACUUCACCACUAUCCCCCCGAGUGUGAUGGUCGAGUCCGAGGCAGUAGCUGUGGUAAGGAUGGCUUUAUUCAAAGAUAAUGUUUGGGAGCAGGAAAACAGUGCGCUGAUAUUCCCUUUUUCAUUCAUAAUGUUCCUGUCAUUUAUUUUGCUAACAAAAAUAGCAAAAAAUAAAGAGGUUGAAUGUGAAUGGGAGUAUUGAAUGGUAGUGCUUUCCCAUUGCAGAUCUUUGGGGAGUACCAUCUUGGUGUGAUGUCCUGGCUCAUCCCAGUCUUUGUGGGCCUGUCCUGCUUCGGAGCGGUCAAUGGAAGCCUGUUCACCUCGGCACGGUCUGUAUCUGAUCAACACACAGAUAACUCGGCAUAGAGUGUGUGUAGAUCUGUGUGUGGUUGUGUGUGUUUAAUCCAGUCAUUUGAUACUUUAAUUAAAGCCUGGAGAUUGUAUCAAAAUGCUCAAUCAUGAGGGUUCACCUGUCUCUCUCAUAGGCUGUUUUAUGCUGGCGCUCGAGAGGGUCAGCUCCCUGCUGCACUGGGAUUGGUCCACACUGACCUCUUCACCCCAGUGCCCUCCCUCAUUUUCACAGUGAGUACUACCAUUGUUCUCUAAAUUGGUUUAAAAUGUAAGGCCAUCCUUGUUCAGACAGAUUUUGAGAUCCAAUUUGAGAACCCACAAUUGGGCAAGGCUAAAAUCCAAGUCAUCAACUCAAGUCAAUCUGGCACAGAUUAUUAGAUGGUAAAUACAUCCCAAAAUCUUCCAUAGCAACUGAAUAGCAGUUAUUCCCAUCGCAAUACCUAAAAAGUGUAAUGGUAAUGUUUUACAGAAAAAAUGGCUAAUUUAUAGUCAACGUACAUAUGCAACGCAAGAAUGCAAUUAGCUACCCCAAAAGUUAGACUAUAGAUUAGGUUUAAUACAUGAGCCAAACGUCUCCCUGCAGUGUUUUCUGUCCAUGCUGUAUGCGUUGUCCAAGGACAUCUUCUCGGUCAUCAACCUGUUCAGCUUCUUCACCUGGCUGUGUGUGGGCAUGGCCAUCGCCGGCCUGCUGUGGCUCCGCUGGACCAAGCCAGAGCUACGGAGACCCAUCAAGGUACAGUUACUGUAAUAAGCCCUGUUUGAAUACUCUUCAAAUGCAUCCUUCCUUCAUCCCUUCCUUGAAUUAAUCACUGAUCUGAUAUGGCUGGAUUGGUGUACACCAGAUGUCCUAUGCAUUGCUUUCACCAGUUACUGUAUGUCAUGUCAGAUCAGUGAUUACUUUAAGGAAGUGAGGAAGGAUGGAUGCAUUUUAAGAUGAUAAAACAGGGCCUAGGUCUUAGGGCCCUACUUAAAGAAACACUAUGCAGAAAUCGGACCGCCAUUUCCUGGUUGCUAAAAUACGAAUAGUUUGCUUAAUUUUAGUUUAUUUUAGUUUAUGUGACAAGGGAAUCAUUGUAGAAUCUAAACCACUGUGAAAUAUAUUUUCCAUAACAAAAAACACUGUAUUUUCAGCAGUUUGAAGCUGGUGGACAAAACUGAAAGUAAAAGACUCAAAAACAAAACUUAAGAGCGGGGAGCAUUGAAAUAGCACACAUAGAACAGAUCCACUGCUUUUUAGACUUGCUUUCAAUGAGAAUGACAGAUCUAUAACACAAAUUUCUAUGUGAUUUUAGUCGGGUCACCCUAAAAGUUACAAUUAAAAUGAGUGACCGGAGAAAGUCAAAAAUAAUGUUUUCCAUGCAAUGCGAGAUAGCACGAUCGAAGUGAUAUGAAGCCAAGUUUCUUUUAGUUCCAUCCUGUAACUGUUGGGUUUGUGUACAUUAAUCAAAUUUUUCCUGGUAGAUUUGGUUGGUGGUGCCUGUGGUGUUUGUGCUGGGCUGUGUCUUUAUGAUCGUGGUGUCCUUCUGGGCAGCUCCCUUUGAGUGCCUGAUAGGCAGCGGGAUUAUCCUCACUGGUAUCCCCGCCUAUCUCCUGGGGUACAAGUGGAAGAAGCCCCACGUUGUAAAGAAGAUCCUAGGUGAGCUGGUCAUGCGGUCCUGCGGUUUCUCUGAUAUCUGUUACUGGCAUAGUUCAAACACGGGUAGCACAACUCAUGUAUGUGGAGGCAAACUCAUAAAUCACAACUCAUGUAUCACAACUGAUAUGUCAAAUGUGUCAUUAUACAUCAAUUGCUUGAGUGUGAACUAGGUCUAUAUGUAAUGUACUAUGUUGUCAAGGUUGGAGAUACAUUGGUGACUGGUUAUUUUAUACUACCAUUAACAACCAUUUCUGUUUUUGCACAUAGCAAACAGUUUUGUGUCUAAGGUUAACAUCUAGUUAAAUCGAUUUCUAACCAAUUUACUACCUUUUUACUCAGAUAAAACCUUUCCAUCUUUAACCCCCAAAUUAAAUUAAAUAAAAAGCAAAGAGGUUUAAAGGAAGAAAAAACAUACAUAAUAAAUAUAAAUUUUAAUCGUUACACAUGUGCUUCUAAAAAUGGUGCAAACUUUUCACUAGUGCAAAUUAAAUGUGUCCUUCAGUGUUAAAGACCACCAAAAAAGGACUCAUGUGAAAUGGGUGUUUUCUUUCCUCAGAGAUCUUUACUCUGUUCUGCCAGAAGAUUUUUAUGUCUGUUCCAGAAGAGCGUGAAGAGAAGGAAUCAGCCGAAGUAGCUGAAGAAGUCGAAACAACAAAGGACGACUGAGUCAAUCUUUCAGUUGGAACAUUACAUGUUUACACUCAUUAUUGCUUUUGUGAUAGAGUUCCAUGACUCUUGGUAAAGUAGGGUUUAUGUGAAUGUAUGCUUCGGUGAACAUAUUUUGUAUUGUACAUGCAUUUUCAUACUGCGUUCAUCCCUUUGUACUCUCUCCAGCAAUUCAAUUCCAGUUUUUCCACUUUCCAGUCAUAUAGAGUACUUCAAACAUUCUCACAUUUUACCUUACCAAACCUUUUUUAUUUGUACCUAUUUUGUACUUCAGUAUUCAAAAAGACCUGAAUUAAGCUAACAAAAAGAGGAGUUAGGAAACAGACAAAAUCAUUUUGAUCAAGUUUUGGUAUGUUCCCCAGACAAUCAUCCAAAUCCAACUAUAUAUUUAACUUUUGAAUUAUAUUUUUAUUAACCCCCACUUUAACUGAAGGUAUGUCUUCAACUCAGUGUAUUUGAAGGAACUAUCUAGUGCUCACUUAAUGUGAUUGAACAAUGAGAAACCCAUGAAUUGAUUCAGGUAACUCAUACAGCACAUUCUGUAACCUUGCUUUUGGAGUGUAAUGUCCCUUUAACAUUAUUGCAAUUAUGUUAACAAUUUACAGUUUUAACAUUAUUUAUUUGUGCACUGUAUUGCUACAAGCAGUUUUACAUGUGAUGUUUGGAACACAUAGUCAUUUCCCAUUGUCAAAUUCACUUUGAAACAUUUUCAAAUUGAUUCAACAGAGCAAUAUUUGAAGCACAUUUGUGGAUUUCUAUCGUGUUGUGUUCUGAUGUGUUGCCUUAAGAUUGUUGUUACACAGGUCAGUUGCUUGUAUUGAUACUCAAUGCCCUGUUACCUCUCAGUUCCUAUGUCAAACCAUGCCUUCAUGAUAUUGUUGUAAACAUUGUUUUAUGUUAUUCGAUACAAGCAGUUGUGAAUAUGGUAUCAAACCAGUCAACCAUUUUGCUGUGUCUCAACUUUCUACCAGAUACCAUACAUUUUUACCCAUUGUGUUCGGUGAAGACAUUUGUAUCAAUGUUUUGUAUUAUUUGUACUCAUUAGAUACCAUGCCAGAAGUCUGAUGUCGACAUUCAGCCAAUAUGACUAUUUCGCUUCUGAUGUAUACUUUUGUCAUGUCAGACCAGAAUGACUGUUGUGAGCAUCAUAAGUGGAUAUUGGAGGGUCUUUUCUCUUUUGAAGGAGCGAUUACUGUAAGUGCAGAUCUAAGAUCAGAUUUCCUUACCCCAGUCCAAACCUUCUCUCAUCCCAAGCCAGACCAGUUCAAGCCAAAAAAAAAAAAAAAAAAAAAAGAAAAAAAGACCUAAAUGAAAUUCUGAAGGGCCUUUAGCACUAAAUGUUAGCACAAACAUGUACAUGUUACU
Coregonus sp. 'balchen' is the source of this 9244-nucleotide messenger RNA. The record is from the annotation of a GenBank genome assembly. Lineage: Eukaryota; Metazoa; Chordata; Actinopteri; Salmoniformes; Salmonidae.